Messenger RNA from Sphaeramia orbicularis (orbiculate cardinalfish), 2174 nucleotides. It is a transcript of the gene srsf5b, whose product is annotated as serine and arginine rich splicing factor 5b. Gene Ontology annotation, molecular function: RNA binding. Bases 151 to 1032 code for a protein of 293 amino acids. The transcript is spliced from 8 exons. NCBI's taxonomy places the organism in Eukaryota, Metazoa, Chordata, Actinopteri, Kurtiformes, Apogonidae. The record is from RefSeq and is a predicted model, not a curated record.
UUGCCUUCACGUCAUCUCGUGUUGUAUUUCCUCGUCCCCUCCCAGACAAAUAACGACUCCAUUUUGUUUGAAUCUGGAAUUUGCAGUAGCUGUCGACUGGUAGUGACGCAUAAACGCACAGGCAUCUUAGAAAGACGCUAAUCCAGAAACAUGAGCGGCUGUCGGAUUUUCAUCGGCCGCCUGAGCCCCUCGGCCCGGGAGAAGGAUGUGGAGAGGUUCUUCAAAGGAUACGGACGCAUCCGAGAUAUUGACCUAAAAAGAGGCUUCGGGUUUGUGGAGUUUGAUGAUCCCAGGGAUGCCGAAGAUGCUGUGUACGAGCUUGAUGGCAAAGAGCUGUGCAAUGAAAGGGUGACAAUCGAGCAUGCACGUGUACGUCUGCGAGGUGGCCGUGGCAGAGGUGGUGGCGGCGGUGGAGGAGGACGUUUCUCAGAUCGUUAUGGCCGGGGGUCACAGAACAGUCGGAGUCGAAACCCUCCUCCGAUGCGCACGGAGAACCGAUUGAUCGUAGAGAACUUGUCUUCUCGCGUCAGCUGGCAGGACCUCAAAGAUUUCAUGAGACAAGCUGGAGAGGUGACAUUUGCAGAUGCACAUCGCCCCAAACUCAAUGAAGGGGUAGUCGAGUUUGCCUCUUACAGCGAUCUGAAAAAUGCCCUUGAAAAACUAUCUGGAAAGGAAAUCAAUGGCAGGAAAAUCAAGCUCAUUGAAGCAGCCAAGAAGAGGUCCAGAAGUCGUUCCCGCUCUGACAGCUCAUCUCGCUCACGCUCUCGUUCCCGUGGUCGUUCACCUUCUCGCUCCCCGAGACGCUCCCGCAGCCCCGCCAAGGGCCAUAACCGCUCUCGUUCCCGUAGCGGCUCCCCCGGCGGCCCCUCCUCCCCAAGCCCCAAAUCCAAAGAGCCCACCAAACGUUCCUCGAAGACGAGCAAGUCUAACACCCCCCCCUCUCCUCCGCCCGCUCAGAGAGCCUCCAUCUCCCGUUCACGCUCUCGUUCUCGCUCCCGUUCUCGUUCUCCAUCUACUGACAGUCAGCGUUAAACCUGUUCCACCUCGAUGGGGAUCAACAGUAGAUGGAGUUUGUGUCGUCGUUGGAGCGGACACACUGGAAAUCCUACAAACUCCUCUGAAAGGCCAGAGGAGCUUCUCGUCGAGCUUAUACUGAGGUUUUCCUGUCUGGAUUUUUCACAUUUAGUAACAAUACACUGUCGGACAGGAGCAACAACCAUCCAUUAUUUUAUCAUCUUUGGUUUAUUUACAAAAAAAAUGAGAGAACACACUUGAACUGAUUUGGGCCCAAAAUAACUCUAUUAUUUGAGACUCCUUAUUGCUGAAAUUCUCAAUAAUAUUAAUAUUUUAGGCUGCAGGUUCAGCCGUGCAGCUCAGAUAGCCCCAAAUACAAAAGGAGCCAGCAUUCAGGUUUAGUACCAUUACAUUGUAAGGUUUAUUAAAAUAAAAAAAGAGGGAAACGUUCAUACCACUUAGCAUACGUUUUGUGACACUUUUGCUUGUUUUUUGCUUGAAUGUCAGUGGAAAUCUUUUUAUCACUCAGUUUUGUCGUGACUGUUGACAUUAUCUAAACUCUUUCCUGUAUUCUCUUUUUGUCUGAUUUACCGCACCGUCCUCCUACAGAUGGUGUGUGUGAUGUUUAUACUUUAGGAUCCUUGCAUGUGCUAUUUUUUUUCUAAUCACAAUAUACAGUCCUGAUACUUGAGGUAUAUUUAUUUGUUUUUUUUAGAAGUCAAAUACCAACCAAGAGUUUUAAUUAAAUAUUGAACACUCGUGGAUAUGCUGUUACGAAAGAAAUGGAUAUAACUGAUUUUUUUUUGCAACUGUCAUAUUUUUGGGGAGUAUUAUUUUAGGUUUAAGGUUAACUCUUCAAUUUCCAGAUUUUACAUUAUACAGCCAGUUCUAACAUUGUAUUCGAAGUUGUUUUUUUUUCUCUCUCUGAUUUAGGGUUUUGUACAUUGUUGAGGACAUUUUUAAGUAAGUGUGUAAAUGUAAUUCCAAGAAUACUUGUUGGUUCUGUGAGGUUAAUGUGGUUCAAAGGAACAUGUAGACAGGAGUUGGGGAAAAUUACAUUUUUGUACGUAGGGAUUUUAUUUUCAGUGAAAAAUAUGGACAGUUUGUAUCGUGUACAGUAACAAAGGACUUAAACAAAUAAAACAUUUGUCAGAAUCCAA